GAAUCUAGAAAGCUUAGGGGCGCUCCCUUGUAAAAUGCGAAUACAGGCUAAUGAUGAUGUUUAUGAAACAACAAGACAUCGGAUGCAUGCUGCUGAAGAAAACAAUAAGAAUAAAUGCACACGAGUUAUUAAGGCCAAUGAGCCAGUAGGAAGAAAAGUCAAAGUUAAAGGAAAAAUUAAGUCUAAUUCUUCGUCUAAUGUAAUGACUUCAAAUUUGGCAGGAAAACAACGUGACUUUAUAUCAACUAAUCCAGUUCAUAAUUCUUUUAAGCCUUCGUUUUCCUGUAAGUAUGUGCAAAAUAAUCUUGUCAACAAUCGCAUACCCAAUGAAAAUUUAAAGAAACUGUCUGAAGUUAUGCGAAAACCAUUAAAAGAACGACUAGUCCACCUUUUAGCAUUACGUCCGUUUAAAAGGCCUGAGUUAUAUGAUCGUAUUAAUAAAGAAGGUGUACGAGAGAAAGAAAAAAACAUCAUGGCUAAUUUACUUAAACAAAUUGCCUUUAUGCGAGACAAUACGUAUCAUUUAAACAGAUGUAUGUGGAACGAUGUACAGGAAGACUGGCCUUUUUAUACAGAACAAGAAAAAGCUAUUUUGAAAAGAAGAAGACCAGAAAAUCUUACACCCCCGGGCUCAAGUGAUGGCGGCUCUAGUGGUAGUGGUCAGUCGCCUAAUUCUAUUCAUCCAGGUUCACCACCAACUGUUACUGCUUUACCGUUUGAUGUUUUUGGUACUAAGAGACCUGGUUAUUAUCAGGGCAAUGAUGGUUUACCGACCAAAAGACAAAGAAUUUCUCACUAUCGUAAGAAUGAUCCAGAUGUUAGUUACUCAGCAUGUGAUGAUAGCACAAAGCUAAAUAUUACGGCCAAUAUCAACACUGUUCUUGACGAAAAACAACACCGAAAAGAUGACCAAUUCAGAUAUCAUGAGGAAAAGUCAUUAUGUAUUAUUGAAAAGUUAAAUGAUUUUAUAAGUAGUGACACUGAUGAUCUUGAUUCAACAACUGUGACAAUGUCUAACAAGCGUAAUAUUGUAAAUAAUAAUGUAUUGAGUAUUCAAAAUAGUUACCAAGCUUUUGAUGGUAUUGACCAUAGUAAUGAAAAUCUUUGUCAAUUCUCAGAAGAUGAUCUAAAUAAUUAUCGUGAGAAAACAGUAACUAAUUAUAAUGGAUUGUACACUUCCGUAUCAAAAGAAUGUGUCCCUACCAAUUCCUUAAUAAGCAACCAACAAAAUUAUGAAGAAGGUGAAAACAACGUUGAGGGUGAUAUCCUUAAUGUAUCUGAAAUACGCAUUUCGAACCAGUUUCACAGCGGGAAUGAAACGGACUCAUUUCUUACUAUUUCUACAUCACAUACUUUUCCGGAGUUCCCUCAUGAUUUAAAAUAUUCUGAUUAUUCGAACCACUACACUACAAUUCAUAAUUUAGAACAGAGAACACAAUAUAAAGCAGAGUUCAAUGCUUAUUAUAAGGAAUAUAGAAAAUUACAUGUCCAAGUUGUUCAAAUAAGUAAGCAAUUCAGCCAGUUAAAAGAUAGACUUGAAAAAAAGUCGUACGAUGGAAACAUGGAAGGCUAUGAGAAAAUAAAAGCCCAGAUUCUUGAAGAGUACGCAAAAACAAAGAAUAUUAAUGCCAGAUUUUAUUACCUGCAUGGGAAAUUGGGAUACAUAAAAAAACUUGUAUCAGAUUAUGAUGCUUAUACAAACAGGAAUUCAUCAAAUCCUACAGAAAAUAAAGAACUGAGCAGCCUGGAUAUAGCAAAUAAUACUUUUGAUUACAAUAUUGAAGAAUCCAAUGGAUCUUGACAGACCUUAAAGUUGGUCCACCACUACCUUGUCGUUUUUUAGCAUAAUAUUUUAUGAAUGAGCAGUUUAAAAUUAUCUGAGAAUGAUAAUGCAUUUUCCACAGUAUGAUGUUAGAAAAACUUACAAUUCUAAAAUGAUUAUAACAUAAAAAGCUAUACAGUUUUUGCUAUGUACCUUGAACUUGUAUGCAGAUAAGUACCUUGUAAGUUUUUCUGAAAAUAAACGACCUUAUUUAAAUUUA
Molecule: messenger RNA, 2042 nt
Organism: Copidosoma floridanum
Lineage: Eukaryota; Metazoa; Arthropoda; Insecta; Hymenoptera; Encyrtidae
Gene: Su(Tpl)
Product: Suppressor of Triplolethal
Biological process (GO): snRNA transcription by RNA polymerase II; positive regulation of transcription elongation by RNA polymerase II; transcription elongation by RNA polymerase II
Cellular component (GO): transcription elongation factor complex
Molecular function (GO): cis-regulatory region sequence-specific DNA binding
Source: RefSeq, a predicted model, not a curated record